AUGGUGGACGAAAUGUUUAACUUUCACAGAGUGCUAUAAACGUAGUGGCUCUUGAUUCGAUCCCUUAAUCUGAGUAUAGCUGAAGUUUGAGAACAAUUAAAUAUGAAAUGGAUCUCUUCAGAGUGGAGAGAUUUAUGGGAGAUGACGGAAAUGAACCAGAUCAAAGGGACGAAUCAAGAAGACUUGCCCAGCUGCAACGUGAUAUCGCCGAAAGGAAGAGAAAAAGACAAAUGUUAGAGCAGGAUGGAGAGAGCUAUGAAAGAUCAAACAAAAUUAAAUUUCCGGACUCUAAUCAAAUGAAAUCUGAUGUCCAAGAAGAGGUGAAAUCAGGGAAGAAAGCCAAGAAAAAGAAACAAAAAACUGCGGAAGAGAAUUUGGAUAAGAUAAAAGACAAAUCGACGUCUAAGAAUGUCUCAAAAGAGGAGAACGAUGAGGUUAAAAAUGAUAUUCCCAUCGAUGAUUCACAGGAGGAAAGACUUGUUGAAGAGAAUUCUGAUAAGAUAAAGUACAAAAAGAUACCAAAGAAAGGCUUAAAAAAAGAGAGGAAAGAUGAAAUUCAGAAUGAUAAUCCCAACGAUGAUUCACAGAAGGACAGACUCUCUAAAAAUGCCAAAACGAAGGCAGAAAAAAAGGACAACAAAAAGACUCUUUUGAACAAUGAAAUUAAGGAAAGAGACUUUGAACAAGAGGAUAUUUCUCAAGAAAAUGAGGACAAUGUAGGAGAAAUGUCGGGAGAAACACCACAAGAAAAAAGUGAAGAAACAGGGUUUACUGUGAUUGGAGGCCAGAGGAAAAACAAAGUGCUUAAAAAAGUACAGAGAGUGUUGCCUGAUUGGCUUGCAAAACCUACGAUUAUUAACUCUGACUUGAGUGGUAAUAUGACUCCUGUUGACAAGAUCCCUUACUUAGAAUCUCAUAUAGUCACAAAACUACAACACCAUGAUAUAAAUCACUUAUUCCCUGUGCAGAGCAUUGUCAUCCCAGCAGUACUAUCUCAAACGGAUACAAACAGCUUAUUGGGCAGAGGGGGCUAUGCACCAGGUGAUAUCUGUGUCUCGGCCCCAACAGGAAGUGGCAAGACCCUUGCCUAUGUGUUACCAAUUGUACAAAUCCUAAUGAAAAGGGUGGUUUGUCACUUGCGGGCAUUGAUCAUCCUCCCUACAAAAGAUCUGGCAAAUCAAGUUAAACAAGUUUUUGAAAUGUUCACAGAGGGUACAAAUUUGAGGGUGGGUCUAGCUUCAGGAUCAAGUUCAUUCUCAAAAAAUCAGGAACAGCUUGUUAACCAAGGGUAAGUAUUUUGUGUUACUUUAACAAAAUAUGUUUUUACUCAUGACACACAUCAGCUUUGUGGCUGAUGCUAAAGGAGGUUGAUGUUUCCUUGAUGAAAGCACUAUCACUUUUGUCCAUAUAAACUGGGUGCAUCUCCAUUAGUUACUGAGUUCCAUGCAACACACGGGAAUUACUCUAUUCAUUAUAGGAUUUUUUAUCUGCUGUAUAUACUGUAUCCAUAGGAGAUGCGUUGGCUUAAUGGUUAGUACAUGUGAGUUGGAUUCCAGGUCAAGAAGAUUAGGUUUGAGUCCUGGCCAGGUUGCUUUGUUGUGUUCUUGGGCUAAAGACUUUUCUCUCACAGUGCCUCUCUUCACCCAGGAGUAUAAAUGGGUACUAACAAAUUGCCAGGGGAGCCUGAUGAAAUGCUGGGGGUAACAUUAUGAUGGAUUGAUAUCCCACCCAGGAGGGAGUAGUAGUACUUAUAGUCACUUCAUGCUAUGUAAACUGGGAUAAAUUACAGCUGGAUUGGCCACUUCACUUGAGUACAGAAUUUACCUAUAUACCUACCUACCUAUUCACUACAUCCAGACGUUCAAUAUGUGGAUAUUUGAGUUUGAUGUCUGGAAUCAAUCUGUAAAGAAAAGUUUCCAUUGUCUAGGAUUGUGCUCUUAAACUCUUUAACUUUGGGUAGUGACCAAGACAGAAUUUCUCCUUAAAAUAUCAGUACAAUAUCGAGGAGACAAGUGACAAGAAGAAAGAAAAAUAUCAAUAAGAGGGUAAUAGUUGAUCCAAUACCAAAAAUCUCUGAACUAACGUCAAAAAAACUGUGUGGCAGGCAGUGUGGAGAAUUACUAAUGAGAUCUUGAGAGUGAAAGGAAUAAAUUAAAAGGCAUGUCUAAUUUUUUGCUGCUCAUGACAGUGGUUUUGCUUUGUUUUCAGCUCUUGUGGCAGUAGCAGUUGCGUUGACAUUCUUGUGUGUACUCCUGGUAGAUUGGUUGAUCACAUUUCAUCAACCCCAAAUUUUACCCUUCAUCACGUAAGAUUCCUUGUGAUUGAUGAAGCUGAUCGGCUGUUGAGUCAAUCAUACCAUGGCUGGCUUGGCAAAGUAUUGAAAGCUGCCUACAACAAGCAAUCUUUCACAAGUGACUUUUUCAACAGUGACAGGUACCAGAUAACCCUUUGACUCCUAAGAAUAACUAGCAUCUAAUUUCUCCUUACAAUAUUACUCCUGAAUCAAACAUAAAGGUCAUGAGAAUUAAGGAAAUGAUCACCAACUAAAGAGGCUUUUGAUUGCUAAACAAAUUCUCCUAAUCGGCACCUAAGGAAAUGUAUAGAGAACAGUGUGGACAACAUGAAUACUGAUAUUAGUGUGUAAAGGGUUAACGAGCUGAAAGUUGGUUCAAGUAUUACAGGAAACUCUUAUUAUCUUGUGCCUGUAAAGAUUUGGGGGAAAUGCAUUGUAGGAGACUCUAUUUGAUGGGGACAAAUAUAUUUUGGGGGCUAAAGAUGAGGAAAAAGGGUGGGAUUUCACAGGAUUAAUUAUAGAAAGGUUCUUUUGAUCCUGCCAUCCCAACAAAAUUUUUUCCCUCAUUCCCCUCAUUCUGAUGUUUGUAAAGUUUAAACAACCUCAAUCUUUGGACAUCCUUGCAAUAAAAUUAAACUGACAACUCCUCUGUUUUCCAUUCAUAACUCUGUCAAGACCUUGUCAGAUCACUGGUUUUGCACGCAUGCAUCUGGAAUGUAUCAAAUAGUUUGUUUCCUUUUUAGGCCAUUGUCCUGUAACCUGCAGACAAUCAGGCAACCUGCUGGAGCUCAAACAGCAGCAAGUUUUGCCGCCAUUCAACUUCCUUUGCAAAAACUGUUGUUCUCUGCAACAAUGACACACAGUCCUGAAAAGCUUGCUCCUCUCCAGUUGUAUCAACCAACUUUGUUUACUGGGACAGGAAGUGUCAAUCAAAUGAAAACAACUGAUUUUGGUGGACCCACUUCAGGUACAUGUGGAAAGUCUUGAGCUGUUUGUUGCGUAGUAUUAAAAAAGGUGGAGUAGUUCCAGGAGAAGCAUGUCACAUGAAAUGUAUAAUUUUUAUCUUAACUGUUGUAGUUUUGAAAAAUCUGCAUUAACAUUUGCUGACCAUUAGGCCUCUACUUUGCCCACUUUUAGUUUUGAAGUUUUUGAAGAGAUCCCUUAAAAUUUUGGUUUGAUUGCAAAUGGUAACAGUAGCUAUUGAAAUAAUCAUUAACAUCAGAACAGGAGGUUUAACAUUUUAGCAAAGAAGCUUUGAAAUAUAAACAGCAUGUCUUUUGUUUGUAUUUUCUUAAGAUGUAGCAACAUCUGGUCGGUUCAGUGUGCCAGAAGGACUAUCAGAAUAUAUGACAGUUUGCAACAGUGGAGAGAAGCCACUGAUGGUGUUGUACUUCUUAACACAACUGAAGUUUGAGCGAGUUCUGUGUUUUGCAUCCACACUGGAGGCUACCCACAGGUACUGUGCGUUUACAUGCAGUUUCCAUGUAGUUUUGCCCAUAGCCAUAAAUGGUACUAAAAUUUUAACCUUUUGGUUGAAUAAAACCAAAUUCUCCUAACCACUGGUGAUUUCAAGAUGAUUUGGUGCAGCUACACAGAAUUUGAGAUUUUCUGGGUUCAUAUUUUUAAGUAUCAGUUCAUGUCUGACUGAACCCUGUACAUCCUAACAUCAGUGUCCAGAUUCUCAGUACUCCUCUCUAUACAUUUCCUUUAGUGCUGACAAGGAGAGUUUGUUUGACAAUCAAAGCAUUUUAGGUUAGCAUUCAUUUCCUUUGUUCUCAUGAUCUGAAUAUAUAAUUCACUGGUAUUCCUGUAAGGAGAAAUUAGAUGCUGAUCACUCUUUGGGUUGAAAGGGUCAAUCAUCUUUCUUCUUUUUGACUGAGUUCUCUACAGAUAUUCUUGCUUUGUAUCUGUCACAGGUUAUAUCUACUUGUGAAGUUGUAUGGUGGUGUUCAAGUGGCAGAGUAUUCUUCAAGCUUGUCACCUCCACAGAGGAAGGGAAUCUUACGAGACUUUAAGCUGGGAAAGCUACAGCUAUUGAUCUGUUCAGAUGCCAUGGCGAGGGGUAUGGACAUUCAGGAUGUGUGUUACGUCAUCAGUUAUGAUGUACCAAAUUACGUCAGAACAUACAUACACCGUGUGGGAAGGACAGCAAGGGCGGGAAACAAAGGUAACCUGGUCCCAGUCUCUUUCGCAGUUGCCACGCAGUGCUUAUCGUUACGUUACGACAAAGGAUAGCGAUGGUCGACAUAACCUUUCUUUUGGGUUUCGAUUUGAAUUUCAUGGUUUUAACUACUCCAAAAUUUGAUUUUAAAUUCUUUCACAUCACAAGAAAGUGUUUUAUGAAGGUCUCCUGUCUUUUUGUAUUUGAUCACAAUCAUUAAUUUGUGGUUCUAUUACUCCUUUUCAAGCAUUAAAGAUAAACCUCUCGGAUAAGGAAAUUAUGUUAAAAAAAGCGCCCCAUCUCUUUGAACUGCUCUUUCACCAAAGUUUCAUCGCAUGAUUAAAAUAUUUUAGGUAGUAACUUCAAAUCAGAAGAUAAAUGCUAAACAAAGUAAAUCAUACUGCGAAAGAAAAAUUUGUUUAAUUUUUCUUGUGACCUUAAGCUGUGAGUCAGCGAGUAAGCCUGUUAAUAUACCCGACCCAGUUUUCUCUGCUUUCCUCCAAACAUGUUAAGUGUGGAAUGUUUGUGAGGCAUACAUAAAGUGCUGAUAGACUCGUUAUUGCGACCUCUUUUUGGCUUUAUUAACGAAUUAACGAAUUGAAGAACCAAUCAAUUAAUCAUUUCACGACGUUAAAAUUUUUUAUGUUCGCUGAGCUAUAUUUCGUAAGGGAGACACUUUGUACCUCAAUUAUUUUUUCUUACUGAUUUAUUUCAUCCAUUUUUUGUGUCAGGAACUGCCAUCACACUUUUACACAGCGAAGAAGUACAUCAUUUUAAAGAAGUAAUUCAGAAAACAGGUCGCGAAAAGAUUGCCAAGUACAACAUCAAAGAAGACAAACUGCAGCCCAUGGCUGAGAAGUAUCAGGACAUUUUAGAACGCUUACAAGAAGCAGUUCAGAUGGAAAAUCAGAAGAAAAGGCAUCAAAAAGGGAAACAGGACAUAGUAAAAUUAUUGCGAGAACAGUUUUUAACUAAUGUGGAAAAAAUAAACCCGGAGAAAAGCUAGUUGUUCGAAAUGAUUUUGAAAUAAAGGAGAAAACUUGUUUGGAAUUUCAUAAAGAAGAUCGGAAAAAAUGGCCCUGUGUUGCUAGGACGUACAUGAAUUAAGUACUGCACAGUUCAUGUGAACAAAGAGUGCCGUAAAAGUCAAGUUUCCAGGCGUUUCAAUCUUAGCCCUUUAUCGUAAGAACUACGUUGCGAAAAGUGCUCUUUUUGUAAGUUAAGUUACUU
This is a messenger RNA of Pocillopora meandrina, 5684 nucleotides long. The record is from the annotation of a GenBank genome assembly. Lineage: Eukaryota; Metazoa; Cnidaria; Anthozoa; Scleractinia; Pocilloporidae.